AUGGAGGUUACUAUUGGUGUCAACAAAAUAGUAAUUAACCAUCUGAGUGCUAACGAUGGCUCUGAGCCGACGCAAAUUGUCACCAGUCAGGUCCCCUACAAGGGAAAGAAAGCUACUGCAAUCACUCUGGGAGCGUGGCUUAAAGCUUUGAUUCGCUUAGCGUACCUAGUUGUGGGGAAGUCUUCACCAAAUGAAUUACUGCUCAUUCUUCCAGAAUUUUUUUCCCCUAUUGAUAUGAUUAUUUUGAGAUCUUUAUCUAUAUUUAUUAAGGUAACAAAGGAAACAGGCCCCCCACAUAUGAAAAGCUUUGUAACUAAAGUGUCUGUUGGUGAAUUUUUGGGUGAAGGAGAAGGGAAGAGCAAGAAGAUUUCUAAGAAGAAUGCAGCAAUGGCUGUUUUAGAGGAGCUCAAGAAACUACCACCUCUACCUAUGGUUGAAAAAAUGAAGCCAAGGAUUAAAAAGAAAACUAAAUCAAUUGUAAAGCUUCCGACAAGCCCUGAAUAUGGUCAAGGAAUGAACCCCAUUAGCAGACUUGCACAAAUACAGCAAGCCAAAAAAGAUAAAGAGCCGGAGUAUAUACUUAUUACAGAAAGGGGUCUACCGAGACGCAGAGAGUUUGUCAUGCAGGUUAAAAUUGGAAAUAACACUGCUGAAGGCAUGGGCACAAACAAAAAAGUGGCUAAGCGCAACGCUGCUGAAAACAUGUUGGAGAUUUUAGGUUUUAGGAAUCCUCCACUGCCUACAAAGCCUGCACUAAAAACUGAAGAAAAGGCGCCUGUGAAGAAACCAGGCGAUGGAAGAAAAGUUACAUUUUUUGAGCCUGGCUCAGGAGAAGAUUCUGGUAACAAUAACAGAGAUGAUGAGUUCAGAAUGCCUUAUCACAGUCAUCAGCAGCUUCCUGCUGGCAUCCUUCCCAUGGUUCCUGAAGUUGCUCAAGCUGUUGGGGUUAAUCAAGGACAUCAUGCCAAAGAAUUUAACAGGGUGGCCCCCAACCCUGCCAAGGCAACGGUUACUGCCAUGAUAGCAAGAGAGCUAUUGUAUGCAGGCACGUCCCCCACAGCGGACACCAUUUUAAAGAAUAGUAACUCUUCUGGGCAUGUUCCGCACGGUCCACUCACAAGACCCUCUGAACAAUUAGACUAUCUUUCGCGUGUCCAAGGAUUACAG
Messenger RNA from Bombina bombina (fire-bellied toad), 1167 nucleotides. Its product is annotated as double-stranded RNA-binding protein Staufen homolog 1. The record is from RefSeq and is a predicted model, not a curated record. NCBI's taxonomy places the organism in Eukaryota, Metazoa, Chordata, Amphibia, Anura, Bombinatoridae. The transcript has 8 exons. The annotation marks the transcript as partial.